Seminavis robusta is the source of this 882-nucleotide messenger RNA. The record is from the annotation of a GenBank genome assembly. NCBI's taxonomy places the organism in Eukaryota, Bacillariophyta, Bacillariophyceae, Naviculales, Naviculaceae.
AUGAGCAUGACGCCCCGGUACGCCGCGGACCUGAUGUUGGAGCCGUCGGUUCAGGAGAAGGAUCAUUCUUUGGUGUUUACCAACUUUUUGUUGCGUCAGAUUGCCGUGUUGGACGAACAGGGUGCCUGGGAAUGGAGUCUUCGAUGGCAUUCCUUCUACUGGUUCCUCGUCUUUGCCGUCAUUCGACUCGUCAUGAGAAAACGAGGCGGAGUCGAUUGGUAUGCUCUGACGCAUGGUGCUGUUACCGGAAUUGGGGGAUUGGCAUGUGCCUAUCUCAGCUUUGUGUCGGCUGAAUCACUCACAGGGACUCCAGAACCCCUUGGCUCGGUACUCUGCCACGGUCCCUUGACGAGUCUGCAUCGGAUUCUACCCACGGCCAGUGUCGGAUAUUCCGUCUUUGAUCUCAUUGAUGGAAUUCAUAUGGGACCCGCAUUUAUAGCGCAUGGCUGUGCCAUGUUUUUGUUUUCAUUCUACAUUGUAGAAGUCAACAUGCCACAAGUCCUUGCCGUCAUGUUGGCAUUGGAGUUCUCGACCAUCUUUUUGAAUUUCGUACGAUGCGAGUUUUUUACUCCCGCCAUGGCCAUGGCCAACAUGCUGCUAUUCGUCGUGGCAUUUUUCGCCGUACGCAUCGUAUACGGACCCUACGCCAUUUAUCAACACUCUUACUACCUGUACACUGCGGGAAGAACCAAUGAGGCAUCCGCAUGCUUGCCGACGGGAUUUGAUCAUGUCAUUUUCAUCACGGGCAUGUUCUUUAACGUGCUCAAUGCCUUUUGGUUCUACAAGAUUCUGAAAAAGUUGCAACGAAAACUAAACGGAACGGAAGGCAUCAAGGCAUCCAAUGAAUUGGGGCCCGCCAAGGAUAAAAAGGAACAGGAUUGA